Messenger RNA from Penicillium canescens, 801 nucleotides. Its product is annotated as endonuclease III domain-containing protein. The transcript has 2 exons. Bases 1 to 801 code for a protein of 266 amino acids. Gene Ontology annotation, molecular function: catalytic activity. The record is from RefSeq and is a predicted model, not a curated record. NCBI's taxonomy places the organism in Eukaryota, Fungi, Ascomycota, Eurotiomycetes, Eurotiales, Aspergillaceae. Gene Ontology annotation, biological process: base-excision repair.
AUGUCUCGUCCUCCUCUAAGCACACGGGCAUCACUUCGACAUUCGAAACGGGCUUUCGAGCCCAAAUCUCCAGUCGCUACCUUCACCGCCGAGACACGACCCUCAAAGAAGUGGGUUCAAUAUGAGCGCUUCGCAACAUGGACCGCCUUUCCGGACCACUAUCGUCCGUCUACGAACGAGUGCAAACUUGCACACGAUACCCUGGCAGCACUUCACGGUGACCGCGAUCCGGCCGCUGCGAAUGCGAUGAAUGCUGACGGGUUUGAUCCACCCAGCACUUUCUCGGACCCUCUAGACGGCCUCGUGUAUGCUGUCCUUUGCCAGGCUACGAAUGAGCGGAACGCCAUUCGACAGGUUCUUGGACAAAUUAUCAAGCCAUUGUCCACGGUGGCGAGACCAAACUUCGGAAUGUGCUUCCCUGUGAAGACAGAGCACGAUCUGUAUAGCUUGAACCAUCUUGGGUCGCUUGAGGAUGAGGAGGGCAUGAAGGUCUUGCUCAGUUACAAUGGAGUUGGACCGAAGACAGCCAGUUGCGUGCUAGCAAUGACCUUGCAGCGGCAAAAAUUCGUGGUUGAUACACACAUCUAUCGCAUUACCGGCCGUCUUGGGUGGAGGCCAAUGCAGGCCACGGCAGAAGAGGCCCGCGCACAUCUGGAAACAAGAAUUCCUGACGAGCAUAAAUACGCCCUUCAUCUCCUGUUUAUCACGCAUGGUCGAGAGUGUCCGCACUGCAAGGCUGGGAAGACGAAAAAUGACCACUGUCCUUUUCAAAAGAAAAUGCGUGAUCUCAGAGACCAGUAA